This is a messenger RNA of Oryza brachyantha (malo sina), 3291 nucleotides long. RefSeq names its product pentatricopeptide repeat-containing protein At5g57250, mitochondrial. The coding region runs from base 33 to 2882 and encodes 949 amino acids. The record is from RefSeq and is a predicted model, not a curated record. NCBI's taxonomy places the organism in Eukaryota, Viridiplantae, Streptophyta, Magnoliopsida, Poales, Poaceae. Gene Ontology annotation, molecular function: protein binding. The transcript has 5 exons.
UUCCUCCGUCCACGUAUCGUUUGGCCCUGUCGAUGCUGUGCGCCCGCGGGAACAUGGAAACCGCGCUCAUGGUGUUCGACGUAAUGACUGCCGCGGGGUGUCAGGUGGACGAUCGCGUUUGCAGCGUGAUCAUUUCUGGCUUCUCCAAGGUCGGAAAAACUGGAGACGGGCUGGAAUUCUAUAGGAAGGUGAUGAGGAAGUUCAGUGGGUUUGAGCCAGGCUUGCUCACACUAACAGCUGUUGUCAAAUUGCUUGGCCGUGAGGGGAGAACUAGUGAGGUGGCACAAUUGGUAAAGGAGAUGGAGCGGAAGGGGUUGGUUGGUGAUGCUGUAUUCUACAGCAGCUUGGUUCAUGGAUACAUGAGUGGUGGAUUACUGAUGGAAGGACUCCGUGAGCAUCGGGUGAUGUUAAAUAAGGGAAUUGCAGCCGAUGUGGUUAGUUACACUACUGUUAUUGAUGGACUUUGCAGAGAAGGUAGGGUGGAAAAAGUGAUGGGGUUCUUGGACGAGAUGAACCGAAGGGACGCUAAGCCGAAUUUGAUCACUUAUACAUCAUUGGUUGGUGGUUUUUGCAAAAGAAACAGGUUGGAAGAUGCUUUUUCUAUAGUGAGGAAACUGGAACAAACGGGUGUUGUGGUGGAUGAAUAUGUUUACUCAAUUUUGAUUGACAAUUUGUGCAAAGAGGGAUACUUGGAUAGGGCUUUCAGUUUGCUUGAAGAGAUGGAUAAAAAGGGGAUAAGUGUUGGAAUUGUAACAUACAAUGCAAUAAUAAAUGGUUUAUGUAAGGUUGGUCACAUUGAGAAGGCUGUUGAAAUAUCUGAAGGUAUUUCUGCUGAUAACUUCACAUAUAGCACGCUGUUACAUGGUUACAUUAAGGGAGAAGAUGCAACUGGUGUCAUGGCAAUAAAAGAUAGGCUUGAGAGUAGUGGGAUUACAAUUGAUGUUGUCACAUGCAAUGUACUUAUCAAAGCGUUAUUUAUGAUAAAAAAGGUGGAUGAUGCCUGCAGCUUGUUUCUUAAAAUGCCUGAGAUGAGAUUAAGGCCUAAUAUUUUCACCUAUCAUACAGUCAUAGACAUGAUGUGUAAACUUGGAGAAAUUGACAGGGCAUUGCAGUUAUUUGAUGAUUACAUAAAAGAUGUAUUGUUCUCCAGUACAAUAGUGCACAACUGCCUGAAUGAAGCUUUGUGUAAUGGAGGAAAGGUAAACAUAGCUGAGCAGAUUUUUAUUGAUCUUAUCCAAAGAAAUUUAAGGCCUGAUCCCUGUAUUUACAAGAAGUUGAUCCAUACCCACUGUAAAGAAGGUGGUGAGAAUGGUGUACUGAAUUUCAUUCUUAAGAUGGAUGAAUUAGAAAUUGACUUCUUUUCAUCUGUAUGUAAUCAUGCUUCUGCUUUCUUAAGCACAAGGGAUUGCUACCGAGGAGCAUUGGAUGUUUACAAGCUUCUAAGAAUGAAAUCAUUUACCGUAACUAGCAAAACAUGCUACAGGCUACUCAAGUGCUUGCUCCGAAAUGGUCAAGAACAGACCAUCCAGCCAUUGUUAAGUCAGUUCAUUAAAAUUUGUGGGUUGCAUGAACCGAGAAUGAUUAAUAUGCUCUCUUGCCACAUCAGCAAGAACAGUGUUAGUGAAGCUAUUGGGUUUUCCAGUUACAUGGACAAUGGCAGUGUUCCUGUCAGUGUUCUAAGGGGAGCUGUAUAUGCACUAAAGAGGGAAGGUCGAAUUCUGGAUGCAUGCAACUUUUUGAAGGACGCUGAACAAAAUGGUUAUUCAGUGGAUCUCGCCAUGUACUCCAUUGUUGUGGAAGGCCUUUGUAAAGGUGGUUAUCUUGAGAAGGCAUUAGACCUAUGCGAAAGCAUGAAAAAAGAAGGGAUUCAUCCAAACAUUAUCAUCCAUAACUCAGUUCUGAAUGGUUUGUGCCAGCAAGGAUGCCUUACUGAAGCAUUCCGGCUCUUUGACUACUUAGAAAGCAGCAAACUGCUUCCAACGCUGAUCACUUACUCUAUACUUAUAGCUGCUUUGUGCAGAGAAGGUUUCUUGGAUGAUGCAUAUGAGUUUUUUCAGAAAAUGUCCAACAAGGGUAUUAGACCCACCACACAUGUCUACAACUUGCUAAUAAGUGGUUACUGUAACUACGGGUUAACUGACAAAGCACUGGAGCUUGUGUCACAUUUUGGGGAAAUAUUGCUACUCCCAGAUGCUUUUACACUUGGUGCAAUAAUUAAUGGACUCUGCCUGAAAGGUGACAUUGAAUCUGCACUAGGCUUCUUUAAUGAAUACCUUCAUAAGGAGAUGGUUCCAGAUUUUGUUGGCUUCAUGAGCCUGGUCAAAGGACUCUAUGCAAAAGGAAGGAUGGAAGAAGCUAGGAGCAUCUUGAGAGAGAUGUUUCAGUGCAAAGAAGUUGCACAAUUUAUAGACAGUGUUGGGGAUGAGAUCCAAGCAGAAUCUCUUGUUAGCCUUCUAUUUUCUGCAUGUGAGCAAGGGAGAAUUAAUGAGGUCGUGACUGUCCUAAAUGAAGUGGCACUCAUGUCCGUAUCCUCUUCAGAUUCUAGUAGUUGUAGCACGCUUACUCACCUAAAGAAGGUAGAGGCGCCUGAGGCUUGUGAUCAACCCAUGGAUUCUGGACAAGCUGUAUAUUUAGCUACUUAUGAUGUUUCUAGCAAUUGCCUUCAUGAAAGUUCUGAACGUACAGUUCAACCCAUGAUAGAUGGAGCUGAGAAUUUAUGCACACCAAGUGAUGAUAUUGAUCUUUACUAUGGUAAUUUGCUACGGAAGUCUUUCCAUGAUGACUUUGAUACAUAUUAUCCAGCAAUUGCUUCACUUUGCUCAAAAGGGGAACUGCUUAAGGCCCACAAAGCAAUUGAAGCAAUGAUCCAGAACUCUAGUUGAAUUUGGUAGGUAAUUUAAGUGCAUUCUGUUAGGGACGUAUUGCUGGUUCACAGUAUCAUCGUUGGCAAAUGAAGUGGCUUGUAACUUGUGAGGAAAAUAUCUGUCAACAUAUUUUACCAUAUUGGCAGUUGGCGAAAAGAGGGUUCCUAAAGAACCCUGACAGUCCUCAGGUUCCCAACUUCCAAUAGUUAAAGAAGUCCUCUGAUGGUGGACAUACGAUACAUGAGACAAAUGUCGAAGCUAGCACGGCUGGAGUACUAGGGUAACUCAUGAAGAGUAGGUGGAUACGUACUAUGAGUUUGGACUCCAAACUCAGAAUUUGGCUAAACUGCAGGAACUAUGUUAACUGAGCACCAUAGCUUUGUGAAGACAAGUAUACUAUAGCAAAGGAGAAGCACACACCUUGACA